Molecule: messenger RNA, 1047 nt
Organism: Melitaea cinxia (Glanville fritillary)
Lineage: Eukaryota; Metazoa; Arthropoda; Insecta; Lepidoptera; Nymphalidae
Product: cilia- and flagella-associated protein 298
Exons: 4
Coding region: 1-879 (292 amino acids)
Biological process (GO): regulation of cilium movement
Source: RefSeq, a predicted model, not a curated record
AUGGUGAUCCUUCAUAUCAAAAGGGGCGAUGAAAGCCAAUUUUUAUAUGAAACGAAUGUUAACAAUUCAGUUGACGAUGUUCUUCAAGAUAUAGUAGCUAUAUUCAAUGGGAGGUUGAAAGUGACAAGGAUUUGUUACGAAAUGGAAGAAUUACAGAAGCAUGGAACGUUUUUGCCGCUGGAAAUGCAAGGAUUGACUGAGGAUCAGAUAAAAGAUUUAAAACUGGAAGACCCAUGGGCUAAGCGAUGUGCUCCGGUUGGUUACAUUGUAGCCAAGGAUGAAAUGGGACGACGAUGUGGCCUAGCACCACCACCUAACCUGCAAGAAGUGUUAAAGAAAGCGGCUGAAACCGCAAAAGAAAUUAUAAGUAAGAAACACGUAGAUCUACGUAAGUGCCUGACCCAAAAAGACGUAUUUCGUGCACUUAACGAACUCCGAGGGGCGACAAAGAUCGUUUUCCCAGCCGGUCUACCACCUCACGACCCUGUUCGGAUGGAGCUAGAUAAUGUUGAGGAUUUGUCUGGGACUCAAGCAGCUAAUGAGGUCAUUGACCCAUCUCGAGCGUGCCUCUGGGCGUGUGGAAAGAAACUUCUCAACGGUAACAAGUUGAGCGAUCAUUUAGGAAAAAAUGACAAAUCAAAAGUGACAGUAAAAUUAUGCUCUGCGUCUGAAGGUGCCCCUGGAAGGGAACCGAUUUUGACCGAAGAUGAGAGAAAGCAGCUCAUGCUCCAAGCUUACAGGAAACAAGAAGAGUGGAAAAAAUUGGAACAAGAUGACGACGACAGCUAUUUGGACUCGAAAUGGGCAGAUGGGCAAAACUUGAAACGUCAAUUUCACGGCUUGAAUAAUAUUUCUUGGAAACCUGUUUUAAAGAAAUAAUUUCAUUGCUUUGUAGUGUAUUUAGUUGAAUUGUAAAUUAAUUUUAAUUAGUUUUCAAUUAAGUUUUACUAAAGUAUUGACAAAUUUCUCCAAUAGAAUAUAUUGUUGUUCGUUUGUCUAAUAUCAAUAACAUUAAUAACGAUUUACAAUAACUUCAUUAAAUUUAUU